AUGGCUGACACGGAUUUGUUAUCUCUGCCAAGUCACUUUGAUAGUGAUGCCGCUUUUGACUUUGGCAUGGACUUUGAUGAGCUGGACUGCGUUGAUCCCUUAAACAUGAGUGGCAGAUGUGACCUGCACAAAGGAAUCCGAAUCGAGCUUACUGAACAACCUCACAGCAUGCGUCAGGUGGCAAACAUUGUAAUUGCUCUGCAUAGACUAAAGAAUAUCCAUAAAACUCAGUCAGCAGACCUCACCCACCAGAAGCUCUUCAAUGUCAUCAUUGAGAAUGUGGUUGAAGAAUGCAAGGUGAUGGAGAUGUACCGUGAUUCAAGCAAGACUUACCAAAUGCAGGAAAGGACUGUGCAGUGCACUAUCUGUGAUCAUUCCCAAAAGAACUUGGUGAAGCCCAAAGGCAGUUCAGUCCUGCUAUCCGUAACACUAAAGGCUGGCAAUUGGGACCAUCAAGUAUGGUUCAACCUUUCACCCUACACACCUCCAUAUUCUAAGGACACCAGAGGCCUGCCUGUAUGUUUGGGAAUUGUGAAAAGCAACCUUUAUCUCUCAUGCAGGAACGAUGAUAAAGGAGUCCCUUCUCUCUUCUUAGAGGAGGUAAAAGACAGACAAACAUUGCGGACCAUCAAAGAAGAUGAUGAUAUGGAGCGUUUCCUCUUCUACAGAAAUGGCUCAGGCGAAUCCAUUAACACCUUUGAGUCGGUCAAGUACCCAGGCUGGUUCAUCAGUACCUCCCAGAAUGACAUGAAGCAGGUGGACAUGUGCAAGGAGAAAGUGGACUGUGAUCGUGUCCAUGCUUUUUUGCUGCAUGAUCAAAAAGUAGUCUUUGAAAAUCAAUUAUAGAAUUUUGAUUUUAAAAAACAGUUUCCAGAAAGUAUGUACUAAGUACAAGUAUUCACCUGGAAGCUUUGAU
Messenger RNA from Trichomycterus rosablanca, 916 nucleotides. RefSeq names its product interleukin 1, beta (gene il1b). The coding region runs from base 1 to 846 and encodes 281 amino acids. Lineage: Eukaryota; Metazoa; Chordata; Actinopteri; Siluriformes; Trichomycteridae. The transcript has 6 exons. Gene Ontology annotation, molecular function: cytokine activity. Gene Ontology annotation, biological process: immune response; cytokine-mediated signaling pathway; neutrophil activation. The record is from RefSeq and is a predicted model, not a curated record.